Messenger RNA from Mizuhopecten yessoensis (Yesso scallop), 2215 nucleotides. Its product is annotated as high mobility group protein HMGI-C-like. The record is from RefSeq and is a predicted model, not a curated record. The transcript has 4 exons. Gene Ontology annotation, molecular function: DNA binding. Gene Ontology annotation, cellular component: nucleus; chromatin. Gene Ontology annotation, biological process: regulation of DNA-templated transcription. NCBI's taxonomy places the organism in Eukaryota, Metazoa, Mollusca, Bivalvia, Pectinida, Pectinidae. The coding region runs from base 365 to 634 and encodes 89 amino acids.
GCACUAUUUAGGUCAUAUGUAAAAUUGGAGCUUCCGAACGGUACCUCUGCCAGCUAUCGAGGUCACACACACACCAGCUGAUCGCUGUGUUUCAUUCAUAAGUUGGCUGACGGUUUGUGUAGUGUCAGGUGUGUUUCUCGACAGACUUGCUAGCUGUUGGCACGGAACAAAACAUCUCGUCAUCGGGAUCUACUCUUCUCACCUGGCUUUUGUUUUAUCCUCUGUCCUAACUGUGUUUGGAGUCCUUUCUAGAUUUAACUUUUUUGUCGACGUUUUUUCCCACUUGCUGAACCACUUGUGACAUUAAACAGUGCGAACACAUUGCACCGUAUAUACAUCUAUACAACCCCCGUUAUUUGACACCAUGUCGGAAUCUGCAACAGCUUCUAACGUGGCCUCUGGAGAUGCCCCUGAGGCCCAGCCCCCCAAAAGGGGCAGAGGACGACCCCGAAAACCCAAACCAGACCAGCCAGAGGAACCGAAACCUAAACGACCCCGGGGGAGACCACCCGGCAGCACCAAAAAACCCGACACCAAGAAGGAAUAUAAGCCUACCAGACCACGAGGUAAACAGGCGAAAGGGGGGACUAGCGAUGAACCAUCCGAGAGUACAAAGGAAUCGAACCCAAACUAGACUACCUCAACACUAGGACCAAAACUACGCUACUGCGUCGUGUACAUAGUUUGCGUCAUCAGGGAAAAAUGAAUAUGCAGUAACCCGAUAACUACAGACAAUUUUCAACCCGGUGCUGUAAUGAACACAACCAGAAUAAUGACUUACGCGUGUGUUAAGAGAUACUGCUAGCACAAAAAGCGGCAAGUCAUCCAAGAAGAUCUGAAGUGACACUAACCAGAGCUGACGUAGCUCAAAAUCAAAUACUGUAUAUAGGAGAACUGUGAGAAUGUUGCUAUGGUUGAGUGGCUAUAUAACACGUCGACAGAAAUAAUGUUUCUAUGGUUGACUGUCUAUAUAACACGUCGGCAGAAAGAGUGUUUCUAUGGUUGACUGGCUAUAUAACACGUCGGCAGAGAGAGUGUUUCUAUGGUUGACUGGCUAUAUAACACAUCGGCAGAAAGAAUAUGUCUAUGGUUGACUGGCUAUAUAACACGUCGACAGAAAUAAUGUUUCUAUGGUUGACUGGCUAUAUAACACGUCGGCAGAAAGAGUGUUUCUAUGGUUGACAGGCUAUAUAACAUGUCGGCAAAGAGAAUGUUUCUAUGGUUGACUGGCUAUAUAACACAUCGGCAGAGAGAACAUGUCUAUGAUUGACUGGCUAUAUAACACGUCGACAGAAAGAAUGUUUCUGUGAUUGACUGGCUAUAUAACACGUCGGCAGAAAGAGCAUUUCUAUGGUUGGAAGGUUAUAUCACAUGUUGGCAGAGAGAAUAUUUCUAUAAUUGACUGGCUAUAUAACACGUCGGCAGAGAGAGUGUUUCUAUGGUUGACUAGCUAUAUAACACGUCGGCAGAGAGAAUGUUUGUAUGGUUGACUGGCUAUAUCACACGUCGACAGAGCUAAUGUCUCCAUGGUUGACUGGCUAUAUAACACGUCGACAGAGAGAAUGUCUCUAUUGCUGGCUUCCUAUAUAACACGUCGGCAGAGAGAAUAUUUCUAUAGUUGACUGGCUAAAUAACACGUCGGCAGAGAGUGUUUCUAUGGUUGACUAGCUAUAUAACACGUCGGCAGAGAGAAUAUUUCCAUGAUUGACUGGCUAUAUAACACGUCGACAGAGCUAAUGUCUCUAUGAUUGACUGGCUAUAUAACACGUCGGCAGAGAGAAUAUUUCCAUGAUUUACUGGCUAUAUAACACGUCGGCAGAGAGAAUGUUUCCAUAGUUGACUGGCUAUAUAACACAUGGGCAGAGAGAAUGUUUCCAUAGUUGACUGGCUAUAUAACACGUAAGCAGAAAGAAUGUCUCUAUGGUUGACUGGCUAUAUCACAUCUUGGCAGAAAGAAUGUUUCUAUGAUUGACUGGCUAUAUAACACAUCGGCAGAGAGAAUGUUUGUAUGGUUGACUGGCUAUAUCACACGUCGACAGAGAGAAUAUUUCCAUGAUUGACUGGCUAUAUAACACAUCGACAGAGAUAAUGUAUCUAUGAUUGACUGGCUAUAUAACACGUCGGCAGAGAGAAUAUUUCCAUGAUUUACUGGCUAUAUAACACAUGGGCAGAGAGAAUGUUUCCAUAGUUGACUGGCUAUAUAACACGUCGGCAG